CCUGUGCUAGCAAAACUAGAAUUCAAAACCAGUCUCAGACACGUACCAGCUGUGUGAUCUUAGGCAAGUUACCCAGGUUCUGUCAGACUCAGUUUCCACACCUGUAAAACAGGAAUAAUACAUGUACUUGCCUCCAAGGAUCGUUUAACAAAUCCAAGAUAGCAUGUACAAAGUGCUUCAUGAAAUGCCAGCCACUGUUAUAAUGAACAUAUACAAAGAAAAGCCAAUUCCACAGGCACAUCUAUAAAGAACCACGUCUAUGCUUUGUCCUGGCUCUCCCGCUUCCCCCAGUUGAGCUUUUCUGGAAUAGGUCAGACCCUCGGGGAUCUCUAAAUGCCAUUUUUUUUUUUGCUUUGCUUUUGGGAGGCAGAAACUUUCAACUGAGGCCGAGUCAGCUGGGUGUGAGUAGGAGCAGCCAUGCAGCAAAGAGCUGGCCGCUGGGCUCCAGAGAGUCACUGCUGAGCCUCCAGAACGGUGGUGUUGGCCGUGCUCAAACCAAGGCGGCCGCCAUGUCUGAGCCUCCAGGAAGGUAACUGACUGGAGAGCGGGCUCCCUCCGCAGCUCCCUUCAUGGAGAUUUGGCCCAGAGUGCCAAAGGAGAAAUGCAGCCAGAGGCGGGGAAGGCUGAAGAGGGGCAGAGGGCCCUCUGGCCAGGGGAUGCCUCAAGACCCAGAGUUCAAGGGGUUUGGCUCUCCCUAGCGUGGGCCUGGGUGAGGACUGCCAAGGGCUCGGAGCCUCUGCCCUCCCCUGGAAGACCGACCUCCGCUGGCCCAGUACUGCCCUGGGGCAGCUUCCUUCGGCCAGGAUUCCAGGGAGUACAGGAGUCGGUCUGCCCCCCGGCUGGCUCUCCUCUGGAGCCAUGGAAUGACAAUCGCACUUCUGGUGGACUGUCAAGUUUGCAAAGUGGCUGGACUCCGUGGCGCGACAGCCCAGCCCCGGGGCCCUGCAAGCCCUCCUGCUGCCUCCACUGGACACGUCCAGGUUUUCGCUGCCAGCAGGCGGCUCUUGCUGACUCCAAGGCUGCCUCUAGCCAUUGCGAGGCCCUGGGCCCGGGCACGUAUCCAGCGAGAAUUCUCUUGCGAGGACCCAUCCGUCCUAAGGUCACAAUCUCGGAGAUGGAACAAUGAAACGCUGAUCAAGGGUUUCCUGUGACCUUGGGGCUCUGCUGGCCACACCCCCAUCAGAGCCCUUAAAAGAGCUGAGAGGGUGCAGAGCGCAAAUGACCCAUCCAAGGGCACAUCAUCCCUUCUGCGGUCCCCUCCCCCUCCAUAGCUAGCGGCAACCAUGACGCAGGAGGUUUCAGCCAUGGACUCCCUUUCAACCACCGCCACAGGGCUGGUGCCCGGCUUUCUGGAGAGCUUUUCCACGCCCUCCUCCAACACAGCUCCCACGCUCACCCCGCAAGACCAGGAACAGGAAGUCAACCCGUUCUUGUCCCUUAUCUCGCCAUGCUGGAGCUCGGUGCCUCGCGCGUGGCGCCGCGGGCUCCGGACCCCCACAGUGUUCUCCCUACCGCGCGUAGCAACGACGGAGAGCGUAGAAGAGGUCAAGCCGUCCGAGGACGAGCUGUCCCGGGAGAGGAGCCUGAAGGCCAUAGAAGAUCAGAAGAGACUCUGUGGCCGGAGGAGGGAUACGGAAGUUUUGGAGCUGUUCCUUACCCGAAAGAAGUUAACGGACGUUGUUGACCUAGCGAGGUUCCAGAGGUUGAGGCACCUAUGGCUCUCUUUCAACCAGCUCUGCAACAUUGCGUUUUUGCUACGAAAUCAUUGUCUGUCAGAACUUUACCUGGACCACAACAACCUGUACCAGAUAGAAGGCCUGAGACAUUUGGUCUCCCUGAAGAUCCUCAUGCUUCACAACAACCAGCUGAAGAAUCUGGAGUCGGUUGUGGAUGAACUGAAGCUGUUAACUGGCCUGAAGACGAUAAAUCUGUACCGGAAUCCUAUGUCCCAGGAUGCAAAGUACUACCGAUUGUACACAAUUUUUCGUCUUCCAAGUGUGUGGCUACUUGACAGGAAAGAAAUUACACUGAAGGAAAGAAAACAAGCCUAUCAAAUAUACAACAACGAAAGGUUUCGGGUCUAUCAGACAAUCGCGUUUCGAGAGAGAGUAGAUACAUUUUUGCGGCCUCAUAUCCCCCAGAAGUGCAGAUCGACAGUGCCUAGAGAAAACGUCUGUUCUAAUCAGUUGAACAAGAAUUUGUUUCACAAUAAAGAAGAUUCUGUUUUUGUGCGGGCAAUGAAGAGAUCUUCUACCCAGUUUACCAUGUUGAAUUGGAACAGCAUCCCCACCCGAGUGGAGAGGCAUUCUGACAGUGAAGCCAAGAGAACCAUGGACAGGAUGACUAUCUGGAUUAGAUAAUAGCUGGACUCUUUCCUCAGAGCUUGGGAGCUGGGGGUUUGGGCCAGCUUCUCCAGAGCUUCAGAGAGAGAUUGUGUUUAUUAUGAUAGUAUUUAAGGACUUUAAUGGAAAUUGUAUCUACAAUGAAAAA
This is a messenger RNA of Monodelphis domestica (gray short-tailed opossum), 2490 nucleotides long. It is a transcript of the gene LRRC72, whose product is annotated as leucine rich repeat containing 72. Lineage: Eukaryota; Metazoa; Chordata; Mammalia; Didelphimorphia; Didelphidae. Gene Ontology annotation, molecular function: protein binding. The record is from RefSeq and is a predicted model, not a curated record.